UGACCCCUGUGUCUGUCACUAACCCGCUGUGUGUCACGGACCCCAGUGUGUGUGUGACUGACCCCUCUGUGUGUGACUGACCCCUCUGUGUGUGACUGACUCCGCUCUGUGUGACUGACCCCGCUGUGUGUCGCUGACCCCCGUGUCUGUCACUGACCCGCUGUGUGGGUGGCCGGGGCGAUGGCCGCGGAGGCGGUGAAGGUGGCCGUGCGCUGCCGCUGCUGGGCGGCCCUGAGGCGCCGGGCCAUUGUCGGUGUGGACAGUGUGCGGGGCCGGUGCCUCGGGCGGAACCCCGCGGCCCCCACGGAUCCCCCCCGGCAGUUCUCCUUCGACGGGGCGUUCGGCAGGGAGCACAGCACCGAGCACAUCUACAAUGAGAUCGCCUACCCGCUGGGGGAGGGUGUCAUGGAAGGUUACAAUGGCACCAUCUUUGCCUAUGGCCAGACUGGCAGUGGGAAGUCCUUCACCAUGCAGGGAGUUGUGGAUCCUUCCUCACAGAAAGGGAUCAUUCCCAGGGCAUUUGAACACAUCUUUCAGAGUGUACAGUGUGCUGAAAACACCAAGUUCCUGCUGAGAGCCUCCUACCUGGAGAUCUACAAUGACCUUCUAGGAGCUGACACCAAGCAGAAGCUGGAGCUGAAGGAGCACCCGGAGCAGGGGGUGGACGUGCAGGGGCUGUCCCUGCACAGCGUGGCCCAGUGUGAGCAGCUGAUGGACGUGGGCUGCAGGAACAGAGCAGUGGCCUUCACCCUCAUGAACAAGGGCUCCUCCUGCUCCCACUCCAUCUUCACUGCCAGCAUGGGAAUCUGCGCUCUCGAUGAGCGAGGGCAGGAUCACCUCAGGGCUGCCAAACUCAACUUGGCGGGUCUGGCAGGAAGUGAGAGACAGGCAAGGACUGGUGCCACAGGGCAGAGGCUCAAAGAGGCCACCAAAAUCACUUCCCUGUCUGCCCUGGGCAAUGUCAUCUCGGCCCUGGUGGAUGGCAGGUGCAGACACAUUCCCUACCGAGACUCCAAGCUGACCAGGCUGCUCCAGGACUCUCUGGGGGGGAACGCCAGGAUGGUGGCGUGCGUGUCCCCAGCUGAUGACAGCUACGAGGAAAGCCUCAGCAUCUUCACAAGUCGGGCCAGGAACAUCAGGAACAAGCCCUGCAUCAAUGAGGACCCCAAGGAUGCCCUGCUGAAGGAGUACCAGGAGGAGAUUCAGAAGCCGAAGGCCAUUCUGGCUGAACAGAUGGGCACGAGUGACUUGUCAGGGCUUCUGCCUGCUGAGGCUGCUCACCUGGGAGCAAAUCCAGCUCCCUCCCUCAAACCCCAGGUGGAUCUGGAAGCAGAGAAGCAGCUGAUCAGAGAAGAGUUCCAGGAGAGGCUGGCCCAGCUCCAGGCCAGCCACAAAGCAGAGCAGGCGUCCCAUGCCUGCCUGGAGAAGGACAUCAGCAGCCUGAGGGAUGACUUUGAUCUCAAGGUGUCUGUAAUCCAGGAUCUCCUCAGGAGGAAGCAGCUGACACAGGGACUAGAACAACCUCUGAUCACACACCUCCAUAUGAACAUGCAGUUGCUGCCAACAAGAGCCAACAUCAGCCCAGGUACCCUCCAGACUCCUUCUCCCCUUGGGAUGAAUAAACCUGAGUGGGACCCAGCAGCACCUGGGACCAUCACAGACAUCAGUGGGGUGAGCAGGGGCAGUGCUGGAGCAGCAGGAGCUGUCACUGCCCCGGGGAUUUCCCUGCCUGCAGACCAGCAGCUGGUCCUUGCCAGGCUGCAGGUGCUGGAGCAGCGGGUGGUCGGGGAGGAGCAGGCUCAGAACAGGGACCUGAAGGAAAAGCACAAACGCCGGAAGAAAUACGCGGACGAGCGGAGGCUGCAGCUGGUGGCUGCCCUGCAGGAAUCCAGCGAGGACAGCAGCGAGCAGGCUCUCCUCAACGCCUACGACUCCAUCCAGGAGGAGGUUCAAGCCAAGAGCAAGGCGCUGGAGAAGGUGCAGGAGAAGCUCCGGGCUGCCGAGACCGAGAUCAACCUGCAGGUGGAGUUUGGGCUGGAGAAGAUGGAUUACCUGAGCAUCAUCCAGCGCCAGGAGCGAGACCUGCUGCUCUGCAACCUGGAGGGGAGCCGGUGCGAGUCCGUGUGGGACGAGGAGAGCGGCUGCUGGAAAAUUCCAGAGCCUGUCAUUCAAAGAACCCAGCUGCCCGCAAGUAAGGGGACAGUCCCACAGCCCAAACCUGGCCGGACAAGCCCCUCGAAUGGGAGCAGGGAGCCAGCGCCCGAGGAGGACUACUACAGGCUGGUGCUGGACAGGAGCGACGGCGAGACCAUCGCCAGCAACUACUUCCGAUCCCGGCGAGCCAGCCAGAUUCUUCACCUGGACCGAGGUAAUCCCCUUUUCCCAGAUAUCGCCGGCACUCUUCAUUUUCCUCCUUUUCCUUGAGAAAUCAAACGGCGACCCACCCAGGAUCAAUUCUGCUGCAGCCCCUUGACUUCUCAGGGGUUUCUCGCAGGACGUAGCCGCAUUUUGGGGUCCUGCACCGCCCCACCACACCCCCUUCCUCUCCUCCUGCAGCUCCCGCGGGCUCCGAGGGGGCUGCGGGCAGCGCCUGCACCAUGCCCCAGGCCCGGCCCUCCGCCUGCAGUCCCUGGCCUUGGCUCCCAGC
Molecule: messenger RNA, 2647 nt
Organism: Vidua macroura (Pin-tailed whydah)
Lineage: Eukaryota; Metazoa; Chordata; Aves; Passeriformes; Viduidae
Gene: KIF17
Product: kinesin family member 17
Biological process (GO): microtubule-based movement
Molecular function (GO): microtubule motor activity; microtubule binding; ATP binding
Source: RefSeq, a predicted model, not a curated record